UACAAAAACAGAAACUUCUUCUACAUACAAUUAUUUCCACAGUAAACCCCUUUUCCCUCUACACACCAAAAACCCAACCAAAUAAAUUCCUCCUCGCUCUGCACACAACACAACACACACACGCAUUCGUAUCACACCAACAACUAAAACAUCAAUAACACAGCACCAUGUUCACAGUUCUGCUUCUGCUCUCGUUCCUUCUAAGCACCUCCUCUUCUCACAACCUAUCAUACCCUCAUUUCCAACAACUCGACGUAAAACAAACCCUCGCACAGACCAAACUCAUUCCAACCCCAACCCCAAAACAACCGUCCAACCACCACCAAACACCCAACACUGUCAUUGAUUCAUCAUCAACAAAAGGGAAACUAAAACUAGUCCACAGAGACAAAGUUCCCACCUUUAACACUUCCCACGACCACCAGACCCGGUUCAACGCCCGAAUAAAGCGAGACUCCAGAAGGGUCGCCGCCCUCCUCCGCCGCCUGGCCUCCGGAAAACCCACCUUGGACUCGGAGGCAUUCGGGUCGGAUGUGGUCUCGGGUAUGGAACAGGGAAGCGGGGAGUACUUUGUCAGAAUCGGAGUUGGAAGCCCGCCUCGGAACCAAUACGUGGUCAUAGACUCAGGCAGCGACAUUAUAUGGGUCCAAUGCGAACCCUGCACCCAAUGCUACCACCAAUCCGACCCGGUUUUCAACCCAGCCGAUUCCUCCUCCUACGCCGGCGUCUCCUGCGAGUCCACCGUGUGCAGCCACGUGGACAACGCCGGCUGCCACGAGGGACGCUGCCGGUACGAAGUCUCCUACGGAGACGGGUCCUACACUAAAGGAACACUCGCGCUUGAAACAAUCACCUUCGGACGAACCUUGAUCCGAAACGUCGCAAUCGGGUGCGGGCACCGCAACCAGGGAAUGUUCGUUGGCGCCGCUGGGCUUCUGGGCCUCGGAGGUGGGCCCAUGUCCUUCGUGGGCCAGCUCGGUGGGCAAACUGGCGAGGCCUUUAGUUAUUGUUUAGUUAGCAGGGGAACCCAAUCCCCCGGAUUACUCGAAUUCGGACGCGAAGCAAUGCCCGUGGGAGCAGCGUGGGUUCCCCUGAUCCACAACCCGCGGGCCCCAAGUUUUUACUAUGUUGGGCUUUUGGGUCUGGGAGUUGGGGGGCUACGGAUUCCCAUACCCGAAGAUGUUUUCAAAUUAUCCGAAAUGGGUGAUGGCGGAGUCGUUAUGGACACCGGCACCGCUGUGACGCGGCUGCCAACGGCGGCUUACGAGGCUUUCCGCGAUGGGUUUAUAGCCCAAACCACCAACCUUCCACGGGCUUCCGGAGCGUCGAUUUUUGACACGUGUUAUGACCUGUUUGGGUUUGUAUCGGUUCGGGUUCCGACCGUUUCGUUUUACUUUUCGGGUGGGCCUAUUUUGACCCUGCCAGCUAGGAACUUUCUGAUCCCAGUGGAUGAUGUGGGAACCUUUUGUUUUGCCUUUGCUCCUUCUUCUUCUGCCCUUUCCAUCAUUGGCAACAUUCAGCAAGAGGGCAUUCAGAUUUCUGUUGAUGGAGCUAAUGGGUUUGUCGGAUUCGGACCCAAUGUCUGUUAAGUAAUAAUACCCAUGUAUAUCAACAACCAUAUGAAUUUUGCUAGUUUUAGUGCAUGUGCUCAUUAAUUAUAAUAGAUAAUAAUAUUAUUAUUAUUAUUAAGGUGCUUGGGUUUUGAUUUUGAGAUGCUAAAAGUAAGUGGAAAAUUGUGAUGAAUGGGUGGUCAAAGAUUGGUAGAGUAACUGAGAGAGCAGUCAAAAGAAUGAUAGAAAAGUUGAUAUGGGUAAUGUUUAUGGUGUGGAGUGGAUAUUGAGGAGGAUCCAAGAGAACACUUUUAAUGAAUUUGAAGAGAUUCCCCAGUGUGAAAGCUGGUAGUGCAAUUGAAUGAUGAGGGAAGAAGGGGAGCCACCACCAUUAUGGGCAUGUGAAAACCAUCAAUAGGGACUCUCUGCUCUGCCUUUUGUUGGGACCUCUGUUUCGAGUGCAUUUCACCACUCACUUUUGCAAAGCCAAGCCAUUUCUGCUUUGCUUUUUCUCUUUUCAAGGAUCUAAGAUUAACAUAAAUCACCCUUCUCCAUUUCUUUUUAUUCCCUAAUGUGGUUCAUUAUUAGCACCAAAUUCAGCCUUACAUGUUCCAUUCACGUCAAUGCAUGAAUGUGUUUGAUAAUUUUAGCAGUGAAAAUGAUAUUUUUCGUGUCCAGUCCUUCGGCUUUGUAAGCACUUUAUAGGCCCACCAUAAAGUGGGAACCUGUUGGUGAAAAAUGGUGAAAGGAAAGGAAUCAAUUAAUGUACCCUUUGAUUAGAAAAUAAGAUCAUAUAGGAUAUACUUUGCA
Vigna angularis (adzuki bean) is the source of this 2360-nucleotide messenger RNA. Its product is annotated as protein ASPARTIC PROTEASE IN GUARD CELL 2. The transcript has 2 exons. The coding region runs from base 168 to 1589 and encodes 473 amino acids. Gene Ontology annotation, molecular function: aspartic-type endopeptidase activity. The record is from RefSeq and is a predicted model, not a curated record. NCBI's taxonomy places the organism in Eukaryota, Viridiplantae, Streptophyta, Magnoliopsida, Fabales, Fabaceae. Gene Ontology annotation, biological process: proteolysis.